Molecule: messenger RNA, 423 nt
Organism: Mizuhopecten yessoensis (Yesso scallop)
Lineage: Eukaryota; Metazoa; Mollusca; Bivalvia; Pectinida; Pectinidae
Exons: 1
Coding region: 1-423 (140 amino acids)
Source: RefSeq, a predicted model, not a curated record
AUGCGUGCUGUUCUGUUGGCCCUUCGGGGUCUUCGACCCUCCCUGCAGGGCAAGGCAAUUUGUCUGGCGACAGGCAACUCCACUGUGGUGGCUUAUCUGCAGCGCCAGGGGGACACCCGUUCCCCGGCUCUGUGUGCUUUAUCCACCCAGGUCCUGUUGCUGUGUCAGGAAAUCAGUCUCGAUCUCACGGUGAGGCACCUUCCAGGUCGUCUGAAUGUUCUGGCCGACACUCUGUCUCGGUCUCGGAGCCCGGUUCUCACCGAAUGGACCCUCAAGCGUUCGGUGUUCCGGUCUCUUUGCCUGGUUUGUGACAGACCCCAUGUGGAUCUGUUCGCCACGGCCCUGAACUUUCGACUCCCUACGUUUGUGUCUCCGAUUCCAGAUCCUAUGGCCAUGACGGUGGAUGCUCUAUCCCAGGACUGA